AUGACCUCGACCGACAUUACCUUCUGGGUGAUCUACCAACUUAGGAAGCAAAUGGGUCCACCUCUUCCUUGCGGGUCCUUUCAAUAUCCUCGAUCCACAUUAUUCUAUCAACCGAAGGUUAAUCUCAGGGCUCGUUCACACGAGGGGUCGCUCCAGUCAGAUGAGAAAACUCUCGGACUCGUUGCGCGUGCAGUGACAGGUCACCAGACCGCAACUCUAUUCAGCACCAGGUGCCGCAUUCUCAUGACCAACUGCGGACCAGCUGUGGACCGGUAA
Messenger RNA from Clonostachys rhizophaga, 276 nucleotides. The record is from the annotation of a GenBank genome assembly. Lineage: Eukaryota; Fungi; Ascomycota; Sordariomycetes; Hypocreales; Bionectriaceae.